AUCCAUGGCAUUAAAAUGUAUACUUAUUCAAGUUUAUAUUUAUUAUCAUGAUCACAACAUUCUAACAACCGACGGAAAACAGUGUUUCAUGUCUGACGUUACGUUACAGAUUACUUUAGUAAAUAUUUACAUAAAAUCCGACAUGAAAACGAAAACGAUUCAACCCCAAUAAAAAGUAUUAUCAACCUACGUGAUUACUUAUCCAAUUCGAUCAAAAAUAAUCAUUUAUAUUCAUAACGGUAAUAAUAACAUUUAUGCAAGAUAGUAAAGGUUACAAUAUUUAUGAGCAGUCGUCAAAUUGUACAGUCAAAUAUAAAGCUUUUUCUAUAUUUGGCCUUUUACUAGCUGUGGUUAUAUAAAGCUGCAGUGAAAAGCGUGUAUUCAAAUACUUUUGGUCAUGACUGUACGGCCGCACAAAAGAUUGAUCGAUAUUCAAUAUCAAAUAAUAUCCAAGCAAUCUCAAUCAGAUAUCAAUACCGCUUUGUAAUAAAGCUUCUGACUGCGUUCCUUAUUGAAAUAUGUCACGCAAGCUUUGUAAUUAAAUCCAGAGAAAGCUUUCAUUCUUCAGUAACAUUUCGUUCACAGCACUUUAGCUUAGGUUUCGCGUGGGUAAUAAGAGUUCUGUCUGUAGAAUUGGAAAUAUUAUAUGUAGUUAUGAUAUUGCAUCCUGGCCAAGCCGCCGCCGCAGCCGCAGCAUUACCGUGGGCCGGUGCUGAUCAUGCACCCGGGACCCGGCCGCGAGCGCCAGGAGAUCUACUUCGGGCCGGCCUUCGGCUUCGAGCUCGUGGCGGAGGACAGCGGCAUUGACAGCGAAUCGGAGAGCCGCAGCGGCGGCGGCGUGCGUCAGGAGUUCAGGAACUUUGAUAUAAGCGGAGACGAAAACAGCAACAAAUCCGAUUCAGACGCUCAAUCGGAAGCCGAUGGCGAUGAAGCUCAGGACUCGCCUCCUCUGCUAGAAGUGGAGCUCACGGCCUCAGAGGAAGAAGACGAAGGGUCGGUCUUGGAGCUGGUCAUUCCAAUGCAGAAAAAGGGGCAGUACCGCCGCGUCCCGAAGGAUGAGAAAGGGGAGCGAAAGAAGCAGAAGUCCCUCUUCCGCCGUCGCCCCUUCCGCUGGAUGAGCUGCUGUUUCCUUCCGUUCAAGAAAAACAAUAAAUGGUAAAUAAUACCGGCUCGAUUCUCUGUAGCUUUCCGUGUCAAUUGUUGCUCUUUUGUUUCUGCGCGAUUGUAGGGUGGUUCUGAGAUACAAUGGUAUUUUUGCUUAAAAGGAUUGAUUUGCUUGUAAUUAACUCAAUACCUACCUUAGAAUGUAAAUUCUGGCCAUAACCAAAAGGAAAAUGUCCCGUGAAGCAACGUAUAAGUUUUAUAUGAAUUGUAUAGAAGUGAUAGUCCUUCUAAAGUGCACAAUGUAAUAGUAAAUUACUACGACAUCGCUUCAUCUAUUACCUAUUAUUUAUAACAAAAAAGUUUUAUUAAUAUAAUUUUUUCACAUAAUUUGUAUUUAUUACAAAAUGUGUUGCGUAAGUAAAUUCAAGUACGUUUUUUAAGUAGGAAAACUUAGUUUUUUUUCCAAAGGUUGUACUUAUUGAAAUGCCUAAAUAGUUAAGUUCUUAAGUGUUGCUUAAAGGAAACUAUUUUAUUUUAGAACUUUCAUACUCUCUACUAACUAGGUAAGUAGUUCGGAUUAUUCAAGGAAUAUCCUUAAGUUCUGAAAAGUAUGUUAAGACCUCGUUAUAAUAUGUUAAUUUGUUCAUAUUAUGUAUGUUCAUGGGUAUUUCCCAUUAUUUACUUUUAUGUUAUUUAUUAGUAGGUUUCGACUCUUUGCUUUAGUGAAAGUAAGUAAGUAAUUUUAUUACACAACUUAUUUGUAAUUCUUUACCUAUAUUUUAAGAAAAGAAAAAAUGAAUUAUUUACUGUAGUCAAUUUGAAAUCUUACUGUUUUGACAAACAUACAGGGAGUUAACUUUACCAUAUCUAUUUUUUAGUUACUUAAUCAAGGUCAGGCAGUUUUUUUCACGCUGUACUUACCUAAUGAUAAUCAAUUAUCAAUUAAUUUUAUAUACUUACUGUAAAACUUUUGCCAAAACACUAUGUCUAAGACAUAAUAAUAAUUAAUCGCAACUAUUUUAAUAACAAGUCUGUGAGAGCAAUUGCUUAAUGGAUAAGAAUUAGCAUGAUAUAUGCGAGUCACUUCCGACUAACAACUUACUCCUUUUUGGAUACCUUAUGUAUCCAAAAAAAUAAGUUUUUUUAUAAACGUUCUGGUACUUAUGAAAAUGAUAACAUUUUUUGAACCGGUGUAACCAUGAAUAAAGAAUGAGAGCUUAUCUUGUCUAGAAUAUAAAGAAUAUAUCUUGAUUGUAAUUUUGUAUAAAGGAUAAACCCAAGAAGGUGGUGGCUUCGGGUGUGGUUCUGUUAUCUCAACUGAUAUCCGAAGUGCCAAUUUCUCCAUAGUCGGUUAUCUAACCGACAGGGAUUGGUUAAUCAAUUAUACGUCAUCUUCAUAUAAAAUUCUUGACAGAUGUGUCAAAAGUCAACCACUAAUACCUGGUUAUGCUCUAACCGACUAUGGAGAAAUUGGAGCUAAGGAAUCUUGAGUUUGACAAUGCUAACUUCGCAACAAAAAUAAGUGCCAAUUGCAAAAAAAGUGUCUAAUUUCAAAAUAAGAAGACUUCAUCUUUCAGUAUCUAUAUCAUCGUUCUCCCAUGCCUCGUAAUAAUAUAGUUUACACCAGGAUAUACUGUAGGGCUACACAUCAGUAUUUAUGUUUCAUCAUCGCCAUAGAGAUUUGGCCAUUCUCCUUUCUGACACUGAUGCAAUACUUUCUCUUCUUCAUUCAGUUACCAUAACAAUCGAUGUUAUUAUCAGACAAA
Plutella xylostella (diamondback moth) is the source of this 2870-nucleotide messenger RNA. RefSeq lists its product as uncharacterized. Lineage: Eukaryota; Metazoa; Arthropoda; Insecta; Lepidoptera; Plutellidae. The record is from RefSeq and is a predicted model, not a curated record.